CGUUUCUAAUGACCAAUCAUCUCUCUCCUUCUUCAUCAUUCUCUAUCACACAAAUGCCAUAAAACCUCCAUUUCCUCUUCCUCAAUAAACCCAAACCAGAACAAGAAGAAGAAGAAAACAUGCAGCCACUAGUUCUUCUCCUUCUCUUCAUCAUCUGUUCUUCACUCAAGUCCGGUUUAGGUCAACCCGGUAUCAUCAACAACGAUUUUCAGACUCUUCUCGAGGUGAAGAAAUCUUUCGUCACGACUCCACAAGAAGACGAUCCUCUCCGACAAUGGAACUCUGUUAACGUCAACUACUGUUCUUGGACCGGAGUCACAUGCGACGAUACCGGUUUAUUUCGUGUAAUUGCUCUAAACCUUACCGGUUUAGGAUUAACCGGUUCGAUUUCUCCUUGGUUUGGCCGGUUUGACAACCUAAUCCACCUUGAUCUAUCUUCCAACAAUCUAGCUGCUCGGCUCCUCGUUAAUCUCCGGUCGCUUAGGAUCGGAGACAACGAGCUUGUCGGAGCUAUACCAGAGACGUUAGGGAACUUGGUUAAUCUCCAGAUGCUUGCUCUGGCUUCGUGUAGACUCACUGGUCCUAUACCAAGUCAGCUUGGUAGACUCGUCAGGGUUCAGUCAUUGAUAUUGCAAGAUAACUAUCUCGAAGGACCGAUUCCAGUGGAGUUAGGAAAUUGCUCUGAUCUCACUGUCUUCACCAUGGCGGAGAACAUGCUCAACGGGACAAUACCGGCGGAGUUGGGACGGCUCGGAAGCCUUGAGAUACUCAAUCUGGCUAACAACAGUCUCACCGGAGAGAUACCGAGUCAACUCGGUGAAAUGAGCCAACUACAGUAUCUUAGCUUGAUGGCAAAUCAACUUCAAGGUUUUAUCCCCAAGAGUUUGGCUGAUCUGAGAAAUCUUCAAAUGCUUGAUUUAUCGGCGAAUAAUCUCACCGGAGAGAUACCUGAAGAAUUCUGGAACAUGAGUCAGCUUCUUGAUUUGGUUCUAGCAAACAAUCAUUUCUCUGGUUCUUUACCAAAGAGCAUAUGUUCGAACAACACAAACUUGGAGCAAUUGAUUUUGUCUGGAACUCAGCUUUCAGGUGAAAUCCCUGUAGAAUUAAGCAAAUGUCAGUCUCUUAAACAGCUCGAUUUGUCGAAUAAUUCGCUCGUUGGAUCGGUCCCUGAGGCAUUGUUUCAGCUAGUCGAACUCACGGAUCUUUAUCUCCACAACAAUACCUUGGAGGGUAAGUUAUCUCCUUCAAUAUCAAACCUCACCAAUCUACAGUGGCUUGUGUUGUAUCACAAUAACUUGGAAGGUACGUUACCAAAGGAGAUCAGCACGCUCGGGCAAUUACAGGUUCUGUUUCUGUAUGAGAAUCGUUUCUCAGGGGAAAUCCCAAAGGAGAUUGGAAAUUGCACAAGCUUGAAGAUGAUCGAUCUGUUCGGGAAUCAUUUCGAAGGAGAGAUUCCUCCUUCAAUAGGAAGAUUAAAGGAGCUUAACCUACUUCACUUGAGACAGAACGAGCUUGUGGGUGGACUUCCCGCCAGUUUGGGUAACUGUCAUCAACUGAAAAUCUUGGAUUUGGCGGAUAAUCAGCUCUGGGGAUCGAUUCCUUCGUCUUUCAGGUUCUUGAAGGGAUUGGAACAGCUAAUGCUUUACAACAAUUCUCUUCAAGGAAAUCUUCCUGAUUCACUUAUCAGUCUGAGGAACCUCACCAGAAUCAAUCUCUCUCACAACAGACUCAAUGGAACGAUUCAUCCGUUAUGUGGUUCGAGUUCAUACCUCUCUUUCGAUGUCACCAACAAUGAGUUUGAAGAUGAAAUCCCUCUGGAGCUAGGAAACUCUCAAAAUCUUGAUCGUCUCAGGUUAGGGAAGAAUCAAUUCACUGGGAGAAUCCCUUGGACGUUGGGAAAAAUCCGCGAGUUGUCGCUGUUGGAUAUCUCAAGCAAUUCUCUCACAGGAACCAUUCCGCUACAGCUUGUCUUGUGCAAGAAACUGACACACAUCGAUCUCAAUAACAAUUUUCUUUCAGGUCAAAUACCUCCAUGGCUUGGAAAGCUUUCACAGUUAGGAGAGCUCAAGCUUUCUUCUAAUCAGUUUGCUGAGUCUUUGCCUGCUGAGCUGUUCAACUGUACAAAGCUGCUUGUGUUGUCUCUUGAUGGAAACUUGCUUAACGGGUCGAUCCCGCAAGAGAUUGGUAACUUGGGAGCUCUCAAUGUCCUUAACCUCGAUAAGAACCAGUUUUCAGGUUCACUUCCUCAAGCUAUGGGCAAGCUUAGCAAGCUCUAUGAGCUUCGGUUAUCAAGAAACAGCCUAACAGGAGAAAUCCCAAUUGAGAUUGGACAGCUUCAGGAUCUUCAAAGUGCUUUAGACCUCAGCUACAAUAACUUUACCGGAGAUAUACCUUCGACAAUUGGGACGUUAUCAAAGCUGGAAACACUUGAUCUUUCUCACAAUCAGCUUACAGGGGAAGUUCCUGGCGCGGUAGGGGACAUGAAGAGUUUAGGCUAUCUCAAUCUCUCUUUCAAUAACCUCGGAGGCAAACUCAAGAAACAGUUCUCAAGAUGGCCAGCUGAUUCCUUUGUAGGCAACACAGGUCUCUGUGGAAGCCCGCUUAGUCGCUGUAACAGAGUUGGAAGUAACAACAAGCAACAGGGUCUUAGUGCCAGAUCAGUGGUGAUAAUAUCAGCAAUCUCAGCAUUGACAGCGAUUGGUUUAAUGAUACUUGUAAUCGCUCUCUUCUUCAAACAAAGGCAUGAUUUCUUCAAGAAAGUGGGUGAUGGAAGUACUGCGUACUCAUCGUCAAGCUCUUCUUCACAAGCUACACACAAGCCUCUCUUUCGAACCGGAGCUUCAAAGUCAGAUAUUAAGUGGGAAGACAUAAUGGAAGCCACGCAUAAUCUAAGCGAAGAGUUCAUGAUUGGAUCAGGAGGCUCUGGGAAGGUUUACAAGGCAGAGCUUGAUAAUGGUGAGACUGUUGCUGUGAAAAAGAUUCUCUGGAAGGAUGAUCUCAUGUCAAACAAGAGCUUCAGCAGAGAAGUUAAGACGCUUGGAAGAAUCAGACAUAGGCAUCUGGUUAAGCUAAUGGGUUACUGCAGCAGCAAGUCAGAAGGAUUGAAUCUGUUGAUAUAUGAGUACAUGAAGAACGGAAGCAUCUGGGAUUGGCUUCAUGAGGAGAAACCCGUGCUCGAAAAAAUGCCGAAGAUUAUAGACUGGGAAGCAAGAUUGAGAAUAGCAGUAGGAUUGGCUCAAGGAGUAGAGUACCUUCAUCAUGACUGCGUUCCUCCUAUCGUUCACCGUGAUAUAAAAUCCAGUAAUGUGCUCCUCGAUUCAAACAUGGAAGCACAUUUAGGAGAUUUCGGUCUUGCCAAGGUCUUAACUGAGAACUGUGAUACCAACACAGAUUCAAAUACCUGGUUUGCAUGCUCUUAUGGCUACAUCGCUCCAGAGUAUGCUUACUCGUUGAAGGCGACUGAGAAGAGCGACGUUUACAGUAUGGGGAUAGUGUUGAUGGAGAUUGUGACUGGGAAAAUGCCAACCGACUCAGUGUUUGGUGCAGAGAUGGACAUGGUGAGAUGGGUUGAAACACAUCUUGAGAUAGCGGGUUCUGUGAGAGAUAAGCUCAUAGAUCCAAAGCUUAAGCCACUUUUGCCAUUUGAGGAAGAUGCAGGCUUAUCAGGUGCUUGAGAUUGCACUUCAGUGCACAAAAACUUCUCCCCAAGAGAGACCAUCUUCUAGACAAGCUUGUGAUAGUCUUCUCCAUGUCUACAACAAUAGAACGGCGGGUUAUAAGAAGCUGUAAAAACUGAUACCUGCAAAUGUUUUUGGAG
Molecule: messenger RNA, 3817 nt
Organism: Arabidopsis arenosa
Lineage: Eukaryota; Viridiplantae; Streptophyta; Magnoliopsida; Brassicales; Brassicaceae
Source: the annotation of a GenBank genome assembly